CCUAUUGAUAAAAAAAUCUAAAAGAAUUCCCAUCUAUCAACAAAAACUCUUGUUAUCCUAAUUUCUAAAUUUUAAUCUCAAAUCUACAAUAUUUAUCUACAAAAAAUGAUGACUUUCUUAAAAUAGCAGUUUUUAAAUAAUUUAUUCAAGAGUAUAAACUAUUGAUAAAAAAAUUCUAAAGGAAUUCCCAAAAGGUAGAAGAGUUAUUUUACAACUGUAAGGGCUUGAAAUCGCAAAAACUCAGUACAUCUGAUUUCCAUGAGACCAUGAAAAGGUAGAAGAAUUAUUUUACAUUUAGGAUAUGGUAUCGUUGAAAGAUAAAAACAGUGAUAAUUAUUUUGAAACUAUGCAUACAUAAGUGGUGAAAAAGUGUAUUUCAUAGAUUCUCAAAUCUUACACAUGAAUUCUUAUUUGUUGACAAAAAAAAUACACAUGAAUUUUUAUGUACUGUACCUUUUUAGAAAUCUAACGUACAUGCAUGCACAUUUGCUAUAUUCCGACAAUCAUCUUGUAAAAUAGCCCUGAAUUUCAACAUACAACAAAAGAUACGUACCCUUCUGAAACAAAUCGGGUGGGGGUCGAAAAAAAAAGAAGAAAAAAUAACGGUGCCGAACUUGUCCUUCAAAUCAACUACCCAACAUAAAUAAACAGUACUUCGAUCACCCCCUAGCUAGUUAAUCUCUUAAAAGCCAUUGCCUUCGUACAAAACAAUGAAUAGUUACCUCUAACCAUAAACCAUAUAAAUAUUGGAAGUAUUAUCUAAUUGCCUAUAUAUAUUAACAUACAGAGUAUCGAUUUGAGCACCUCUCAAACACCUUUUGAAUCUUUUUAUUCUAAAGGACGAAAUGGCAAUGAAGCUAGAGAUCUUAGGCAAAGAAGUGAUCAAACCUGAUUCACCUAAUCAUCUCCAAACUCUUCAUCUUUCUCUCUUUGAUCAAUUUCUUCCUUCAACAUACGUUUCAGCCAUUUUCUUCUACGAUGAUCAACCAAACCAAGAAGAGAUUCUUGUCCAUAGGCUCAAGAACUCACUCUCUCAGACUCUUUCUCUCUUUUAUCCACUCGCUGGACGUAUCAAAGAAGGCGUUACUGUCGAUUGCAACGACGAGGGAGCUUUGUUUAUAAAGGAACGAGCCGAUGUACUUCUCUCGGAUGUUUUGAGAAACCCAUCAGACGCUGAUUUGGUUCACAAACUCAUUGUCUCUCCUGACCAUGCUGAUCCAGGAACAUGGCCCUUGUUACAUGUCAAGGUCGUUUUCUUUAGAGACAGAGGCUUCGCGGUUGCUGUUAGUGCCUCCCACAAGGUAUGCGACGCGGCCUCGUUGUCAAUGUUUGUUCGCAGCUGGACUAAGGCUGCGAAAGGGUUUGCUGACACCGUGAAUCCUGAAUUCGCGGCGUCGGUUUUCUACCCUCCUGCUGAUAUCUCUGUUGAGUUUCCUCCGUUACUCGAACACAAAACAAAAUCCAAGACAAAGAGCUUUGUCUUUGGUCCUUUGAUGAUGGAAAAGCUCAAAAGCAGAGCUUCAUGUGGCUUACUUGCGCCACAAGCAACCCGCGUCGAAUCCAUCACGGCCCUGCUGUUAAGAUGUAUGACAAAGGCGAGGCGGCCAAAGACAGAGGCGGUCACGGAGUUCGCUAUAACACAUACAAUGAACUUGCGCCCUAGAGUUCCUUUAUCUUUCUUGCCACGCAAGGCAAUCGGAAACUUUUUCUUUUUACCGUUACUGAAAGAGACAUCAGAGAGUAAGAUGGAUACUCCAGAGACAGUGUCUAAGCUGCGAAAGACUAAGGAGGAACUCAAUGAGCUGAUCACAAAGGAUUCAAAUAGCGAUGAGGCCAAAGAGAGAAUCACAAGCGCCAUGCUAAGCUUUUUGUGUGAGGUAAGUCCUGAGGCAGUGACAUAUGCUGUAUCUAGUUGGUGCAGAAUGUCGUUUUACGAAGCAGAUUUUGGCUGGGGGUUUCCGUUUUGGGUUGCCCCAGGUUCCGUUGACAAGACUCAGGUUGUGUUAAUGGACGCAAAGGACGGUGAAGGGGUAGAGGCAUGGGUGACACUACCUGAAACGGACAUGGCUGAGUUUGAGCAUGAUGAUGAGCUGCUCGUUUACGCUACUCCAAGUCCUAGUGUCCGCACCAAGUAAUAAUUAUGUUUAUCAAACAUAUGGUAAGAAAUGUUUACGUUUCAGUUUAUAAUAAGUAACAUAGGCAUGUGCUUGUAAGUGUGAUAUGUUUUGGUAUCUUUUGAUAUUUGGGUCUUCUUCUAAAGUUUUCUAAGUGUCACUCUACUUUGAUUCUGUUUAAGUAUAUGUUUUAACUUCUAAA
This is a messenger RNA of Brassica rapa (field mustard), 2316 nucleotides long. Its product is annotated as BAHD acyltransferase BIA1. The record is from RefSeq and is a predicted model, not a curated record. Lineage: Eukaryota; Viridiplantae; Streptophyta; Magnoliopsida; Brassicales; Brassicaceae.